CCGCGCUGGCCGCAGCCCAGGUGACCUCGGAGGACCAGGAAGUGCCGGAGCACAAACCCGUGGAGAUUCGCUGCGCCGCGUUCCGCUCCAGCUCCGGCAGCGCCCGCAUCGAGUGGAAGUUCCAGAGGGGCUCGUCCCUGGCACUGAUCUACUACGGGGGGGAGCUCACGGAGCCGUACCGGGACCGUGUCCAGUUCUCGCCCACGUCCAUCCGGUUCCAGUCGGUGACGCGCGAGGACAGCGGGAAGUACAUCUGCGAGGUGGUGGGGGAUGGCAGCCACAUCGCCAAGUCCGAGGUCAACCUCAUCGUCCAGGUGCCCCCGGGGAAGCCGCUGGCACACGUGCCCAGCUCUGCCACGGUGGGCGCGCGGGCGGUGCUGCGCUGCUCCGAGGCGCAGGGCUCGCCGCCCCCCACCUUCCGCUGGUACAAGGACGGCACCGAGCUGCCCCAGGACCCCAAAUCCAGCCCCGCCUUCCGCAACUCCUCCUACAGCCUGGACCCGCGCUCGGGGGAGCUGGUCUUUGAGCCCGUGGGGGGCUGGGACACGGGCGAUUAUCACUGCGAGGCCUCCAACAACGUGGGCACCCCCCAGAAAUCCGACGUCUUCCGCAUGGAAGCCAAAAAAACAGACCCCCCCCCCGGUGUCACCUCGGUGUCACCCCGGUGUCACCCCUGUCCCUGGGGUGUCCCCUCGGUGGGGACAGAGGGGACACAGCGGGGUGGCACUUCCCAAAAAUCCCGAUUUUCCCGCAGUGCCGGCGGGAAGAAGGUGAUUUACAGCCAGCCCUCACGGCGCAGCGAGGGCGAGUUCAAGCAAACCUCCUCGUUCCUGGUGUGAAGCCGUCCCCGCCACCCCUGGACACUUUCUCCCAAUUCCCGCGGGAUUUUGGGAAUUCUCGCGGGAUUUUGGGAUGUUCCGCAGGAUUUUUGGAAUUCUGCAGGAUUUGGGGAAUUCCUGAAGGAUUUUUGGGAAUUCCCGCCGGAUUUUUGGAAUUCCUGCAGGAUUUUGGGAAUUCCCGCAGGGUUUUUGUAAUUCCCGCGGGAUUUUUGGGAAUUCCCGCGGGAUUUUUGGGAAUUCCCGCGGGAUUUUUGGGAAUUCCCGCGGGAUUUUCUCCGCGGUUUUUUAAAGCCUCACCGGUGCCUUCGCCGCCGCUGCCUCUGGAACCUGGGGGGGGUCCCCGUGUCCCCUCUUUGUGCCCUCUUGUCCCCCCCAUCGUCCCCUCCCAUUCCCCCCUUGUCCCCCUUUUUGUCCCCUUUGUCCCCCCCCGUCCCCUCUCUGUCCCCCGGGGGGGCUCUGGGAGGGGGCGGGGCUGGUGCCACCACCUGGGGACACCAGCAGUGUCCCACUGGUCCCAGUGGCCCCCCUGUACUGGGAGCGUGGGGGGGGUACUGGAAAUAAACCUGUGU
This is a messenger RNA of Onychostruthus taczanowskii (white-rumped snowfinch), 1408 nucleotides long. It is a transcript of the gene F11R, whose product is annotated as F11 receptor. Gene Ontology annotation, cellular component: bicellular tight junction. The record is from RefSeq and is a predicted model, not a curated record. The transcript has 8 exons. Gene Ontology annotation, biological process: regulation of membrane permeability; cell adhesion; intestinal absorption. The annotation marks the transcript as partial. NCBI's taxonomy places the organism in Eukaryota, Metazoa, Chordata, Aves, Passeriformes, Passeridae.